AUGUUGCAUUUCGCCCUCACGCAGACUUGCCAUUCAAUCGACUAUUACGAUGAAAUAGCAGUGUGGGGUUAUAUAUUCUAUCCGCGGACCUACUUGAUUGUUGAAAUGGAAAAUUUCAUCAACAGUGAGCUGCGAAACUUUUCUGUGUACGAGCAGGAAAAGCUUAUCAUAAGACCGUCUCGUCUCCUUCAGAAAGUCUUCAUCUACAUUGAUGUAUUAGAAAGUCUUUCGCGAUACAUAACGAUCGACGUUCCCAGGAUCAUACGAACCGUCCUUCUUCAGCAGUCGCAAAUGAUCGAUGCGUCAGGAGCAGAAACCUACACUUGCCACUACAUAAACUGGUAUCUCGAAUAUUUCCUUCAUAAAUUGAGCAUGUGCAAAAUAACUUGCUGUCCGUACGAAAAGUCGUUCAUCAUGAGUCAAUGCACUAAUGACAUGGCGCCAGUUUUUAAUCCUCAAGAGUACGCGGAUUACACCGAGCUCCGAGCACUGGUGUCGUUGUUAGGCCCAUACGGUGUUCUCCACUUCAAAAAAAGACUGGCAUCAGCUUUGGCUGAAAUUUUGAUGUUUGUUUUGCCAAACACCGACGACAUCUGCUUUGAACACUUUCAGAACCUGGCCUUGCAGUUUCGCGAAGUACUGCGUGCAGUGAAAUGUGACUUUAAAAAUGCCGACAAGUGCAAGCAACUGCUUACCUGCUAUACAAUUGACUGUGAAUUAUGCGAGCUGACGAUGCAUUUGAAGGACUUUCGUUUAGAUCCAAACGAGGUGAAAAACAAACAAGUUGACAUAUGUACCAACGUCCUGCAAAGAAUGUGUAUCAUUGGUGAAGUAAUCUACUUUAAAGCGCUGCUGCAAGAGGCCCUGUUAGAGAUGCUUGCCAACGAAAGCCCCGUCCUCAUCGAAUGUGUAGAGGACAUCAAAAGAGAGACGCCGUGUGAUCAUCCAGAUAUCAUGUUUCACGUGAUCCUGCCAGACAGAAUUUUUCAGGCUAUUUAUGAAAUGUGUUCUGCUACUGGAAUGAAUUGUCCGGUGGACACUGAUGUCCUGGCCGUUGCUGAAAAGGAAACCCAAGAUGUUGGCGAGGAGGACCGCUUGCUCAAUGCAUUGACGAUGACCCUGAUGGCUUGUUCGUUGGUGAAGAUAGCAGCGCCUGAUGCGGACACGAAAACCAUGCUUCCUGGAAUAUACCGAAAUAACUAUAUAUGCGUCGCAAAGGCGGUGAACACGAUCGUCAACGUUCUCUUCUGCAAGUUGGGUCAGAGUGAAAUCAGGAAAAGUUUGGAAGAAUUUCUUACGACCGCCAUCAGCUGCACGUACAAUAUCCGAGAAAUCGCUGGUCCUGUGGCUCAAAAAAAUCCAGACGUUAUUUAUGCCAUUUUGGAUCAGGGCGUUGAACUCAACUCGACGAAACCGACAGGCCUCGCGUUCAAGCCCCGGUCUGGAUCACUUAUCGCUCUUCUACGGUUGAUAAAUGAGUACUACCCUGUGGGUAGGAAAAACGACACUACACGUUGCGCCUGCCAUUUUUACAUUUUGCAUUUUGUACAUUUUGCUUUUUACAAAUAUGGCACUCGUAGCAGGUGAUG
Molecule: messenger RNA, 1589 nt
Organism: Soboliphyme baturini
Lineage: Eukaryota; Metazoa; Nematoda; Enoplea; Dioctophymatida; Soboliphymatidae
Source: the annotation of a GenBank genome assembly